This is a messenger RNA of Galeopterus variegatus (Sunda flying lemur), 588 nucleotides long. Its product is annotated as keratin, type II cytoskeletal 2 oral-like. The record is from RefSeq and is a predicted model, not a curated record. NCBI's taxonomy places the organism in Eukaryota, Metazoa, Chordata, Mammalia, Dermoptera, Cynocephalidae. Gene Ontology annotation, molecular function: structural constituent of skin epidermis. Gene Ontology annotation, biological process: keratinization; intermediate filament organization. The annotation marks the transcript as partial. Gene Ontology annotation, cellular component: keratin filament. The transcript has a single exon.
AUGAACAGACAAGUCUGCAAGAAAUCCUUCAGUGGCAGGAGCCAGGGCUUCUCCGGCCGCUCUGCUGUGGUCUCUGGCAGCAGCAGGAUGAGCUGUGUGGCCCGCUCUGGGGGAGCCAGUGGAGGGGCCUGUGGGUUCCGGAGUGGGGCAGGUGGCUUUGGCAGUCGCAGCCUCUACAACCUGGGUGGCAACAAGAGCAUCUCCAUCAGUGUGGCAGCUGGAGGAUCCCGGUCUGGUGGCUUUGGUGGAGGGCGUAGCAGCUGUGGCAGUGGCUUUGUGAGCAGCUAUGGAGGCAGCUUUGGUGGUGGCUAUGGAGGUGGCUUUGGUGGUAGCAGAGGAAUGGGAGGUGGCUUUGGGGGAGCUGGUGUCUUUGGAGGGGCUGGUGGCUUUGGAGAAGCUGGUGGCUUUGGUGGGCCUGGUGGUUUUGGCCCUGGUGGCUACCCCGGGGGAAUCCAGGAAGUGACUGUCAACCAGAGCCUCCUGCAGCCCCUCAAUGUGGAGAUUGACCCCCAGAUUGGGCAAGUAAAGGCCCAGGAGAGGGAGCAGAUCAAGACCCUCAACAACAAGUUUGCCUCCUUCAUCGACAAG